Messenger RNA from Ziziphus jujuba (common jujube), 1545 nucleotides. RefSeq names its product phenylacetaldehyde oxime monooxygenase CYP71AN24. The transcript has 2 exons. NCBI's taxonomy places the organism in Eukaryota, Viridiplantae, Streptophyta, Magnoliopsida, Rosales, Rhamnaceae. Gene Ontology annotation, molecular function: heme binding; monooxygenase activity; iron ion binding. The coding region runs from base 1 to 1545 and encodes 514 amino acids. The record is from RefSeq and is a predicted model, not a curated record.
AUGGAAGUGUUAUCAUUUUUGUUGCCCGUUUGGGAAGAGCUACAAAGAAGCAAACUCUUCCUCCUUUUGCUUCUCUUCCUUUCUCUUCGCUUCGCAUUUUUUCUCGCUAGCCCGCAAACCAAACUCAAAUUACCUCCAUCCCCACCAAAGCUACCCAUUAUUGGAAACCUUCACCAGCUAGGCAACCUUCCUCACCGAUCCUUCCGAGCACUCUCUCAGAAAUAUGGUCCUCUAAUGCUCUUAAACUUGGGCUACACUCCAACUCUUGUGGUUUCUUCUGCAGAUAUGGUUAAAGAAAUAACCAAGAUCCAUGAUAUCGUUUUCUCCAAUCGGCCCAAAUCCAUGGCUAGUGAUAUUUUCUUUUAUGGAUGUUUCGAUAUUGCUUUUGCACCCUAUGGUGAGCACUGGAGGCAAGGUAGGAAAAUAUUUGCUCUCGAACUUUUGAGCUUGAGAAGAGUGCAAUCUUUUGGAUUUAUCAGGGAAGAAGAAACUGCAGGAUUAGUUCGCAAGUUACGCAAUGCGAGCUCAAGUGGGUUUACAGUGAACUUAAGCCAGAUGCUGAUUGCAACUUCACAUAACGUAAUUUCGAGAUGUAUUCUUGGGCAGAAAUUCCAAGAAGAUGAAACUAGAAGUGAGUUUGGAGAGCUCUUCAAAAGGGUUACGAUCCAGUUUACAUCUUUCAAAUUUGGAGAUUACUUCCCUUAUUUGAGGUGGAUGGAUGUAGUUACUGGCGUUGUUUCAAGCCUCGAGGCAACUUUCAGAGAAUUAGACCCUUUUCUUGAAAAGGUUAUUGAAGAUCAUAAGGCUGCUUUGAGUGAUAAGGAUGAACGAUCCUCUGAUCGCAAGGACAUAGUGGAUAUUCUCCUUCAGCUUCAAAAAGACGGCGUUCCUAACAUGGAACUUACUAAUGCCAACAUCAAAGCUAUUUUGUUGGACCUGUUUGUAGGAGGAAGUGAUACUGUCUCAGUAACAAUGGAAUGGGCAGUGGCAGAGCUUGUGAGAAAUGAAAGUAUAAUGAAGAAAGCGCAAGAAGAGGUAAGAAGGGUGGUAGGGAAAAAAGCAAGCAUAAAUGUGAAUGAUAUUAAUCAAAUGGAUUAUUUAAAAUGUGUGAUCAAAGAAACUCUAAGGCUACAUCCAGCCGGUGCGCUGACUUUUAGAGAAACAUCAGAAAGUGUGAAAUUAGGAGGCUAUGAUAUUCCUCCUAAAACCAAAGUUGUUUUCAAUACAUGGGCAAUCCAAAGGGAUCCUAAUUUUUGGGAUAGACCAGAAGAGUUUAUCCCUGAGAGAUUUGAGAACAACCAAGUUGAUUUCAAAGGCCAAGAUUUUCAAUUCGUUCCAUUUGGUGUUGGAAGAAGAGGAUGUCCUGGUUUGACAUUUGCGGGGUUCCUGGUUGAGUAUGUGAUAGCCAACCUUUUAUAUUGGUUUGACUGGAAGCUACCUGAUGAGAAUAACGAAACGCCCAAGAACUUGGACAUGAAUGAAACUGGAGGGCUCGCUACGUAUAUGAAAAACCCUCUUGUUGUAGUACCACUAUCGGUUACCUGA